Molecule: messenger RNA, 1631 nt
Organism: Nerophis lumbriciformis (worm pipefish)
Lineage: Eukaryota; Metazoa; Chordata; Actinopteri; Syngnathiformes; Syngnathidae
Gene: zbtb25
Product: zinc finger and BTB domain containing 25
Biological process (GO): regulation of transcription by RNA polymerase II
Molecular function (GO): DNA-binding transcription factor activity, RNA polymerase II-specific; protein binding; RNA polymerase II cis-regulatory region sequence-specific DNA binding
Source: RefSeq, a predicted model, not a curated record
CAGCCAAGCAGUGAGAUGUCGCGAGACUUGACGCAGUUUGGCGCCGAAACAAUCAUUUGGCUGACGACGCUCGUCUCUUUUGGCGGUAAGACAGCAAUCAACAGAUCAAUCAGCCGCAGGGUGCACGUGAACCCGCAUGCGUGCUUGCGUGCGACGGAGCGAAUGUUGACAAGCACGCUGCUGCAUGACAAUAAGAUGACAAUGGAGACGCAGAUGGAGGUGUCGGCUCACAGCCUCUUCCUGCUGCAGCAGCUCAAUGUGCAGCGAGAGUUUGGCUUCCUGUGCGACUGCACAGUCGCCAUCGGAAACGUCUACUUCAAGGCCCACCGCGCCGUGCUGGCCGCCUUCUCCAACUACUUCAAGAUGAUCUUCAUCCACCAGAGCAGUGAGUGCAUCAAGAUUCAACCCGCCGACAUCCAGCCUGACGUGUUCAGCUACCUGCUACACGUCAUGUAUACAGGCUCGUGUCCCAAGCAGGCGGUGGAGCAGACGCGUCUGGAGGACGGAAUCAAGUUCCUCCACGCCCACCAGCUGUGUUGCAAGAACGGCGAGGGCGCCACCGACGCAGCUGCAGACGCGGUCCGCAUGUCCAACCUGUACGGCAUCCAGAUCUCAUCCCAGCUGGGCCCCAAAGAGGCGCCCACGCUCUCCAAGACCGUUGUAGGAGAGGGGGGACUGCGGAGCGGGCUGUCAAUGGCCGUGGGCCUAGAAGGCGUCCAAUCAGAGGGUCAGGGAUCAUCUCUGCGGGACGUCCGCUCCGUAGCAUCCGGCGACGACUGCGACGUCACGACCGCCAUCAAGCAGGAGUGUCGGGAUGAUGAGGGCGGAGACGCGGGCCGGGGGACGUGGUCGCCAGUUCAGGAUGGCAGCCUCGGUCAGAGCGCGGCGUUUAAAGAGCAGUCGCCAGUCCUCACUUGUCCUCGCUGCGGCCACCGCUGCUCCUCACCUGAGGGCUUGCGAGAGCACCUGUUCAGCCAUGCCCUCGACCCCGCCCUUUUUACGGAGGGGCUGUCACAUGGCACAGAACUGCGCGCCAGUGGUGAAAAUGCAGAACGUCUGGACGCGGGUUGCCUGGAGGAGGCGCUACGUCAGAGCCGGGCGCUCGCCACUCAGCUGGCAGCGGAGCUCAGGAGAAGCCGGGCAGGAGCAGAUGUCGGACUGACAGGCCCCGCCCCUUCCGCCACACACUCUCGUAAGCGAAAGAUCACGUGCGCCGUGUGUGGCGUGCGCUUCUCCCACAAGAGUCAGCUGCAGGAGCACAUGUACGCGCACACCGCUAAGCCCACACGCCAUCAUCGCCACAGCCGCCUCUGUGGCCAGCUCUUCCACAGCUCCACCCACUUCUGUGAGGGCACAGUGGAGCCCGGGACAGAGGGCGGGGCUUCAGCUGGUGCACCACCUGAGGAGGCGAACAGAGAAGCGCAGGACAACGGAAGCUCGUGUUACUCGCUCGACUCCGAGAUCUCUCAGGAGAGUGCUGACGGAGGGCAGGGCGAGUGAUGACACCACUUCCUGUCCAGUCACCUGACUUAAAGCAGUGACUUUAAUUUAUUGACACACUAGUUUAUGUGAAGUUGGUCUUUGUUUUCAAAGUAAAAGCUCUGCUCGAACAAGCUUCCUUGUCGUUCUGC